AUGCCAAAGCAAAAGAGGUACAAGAAUCUACUUAAAGCAGCAGCCGCAGCUGCAAAUUCUUCACAAGACAAGUCCACAGCAGCUGCAAAUACAUCACAAGUCAAGUCUGCAGCAGCUGCAAAUUCCUCUCGGGACAAGUCGGCAGCUUCAAAUUCCUCCCGGGAUAAGUCAGCAGCUGCAAGUUUCUCUCGGGACAAGUCGGCAGCAGCUGCAAGUUCCUUUCAGGACAAGUCGGCAGCUUCAAGUUCCUCUAAAGACAAGUCGGCAGCAGUUGCAAGUUCCUUUCGGGACAAGUCGGCAGCUUCAAGUUCCUCUAAAGACAAGUCGGCAGUAGCUGCAAGUUCCUCCCGGGACAAGUCGGCAGCUUCAAAUUCUUCUGAGCCAUCAUCAGUUGCUGCAACUAUAUCUGAGCAUCCAUCCGAACCUAAACGUAAACGUGGACGUGAAUCUAAACAUUAUUGGACUGUUGAUGCCAUAGAUGAAUACGGAGAUAGUACACGUCUUCAUUUAUUAGUGAAGGAUGUGCAUAAUUUGCCAGAAGGUUUGCGCAUAGUUGUCAAUUUUGAUAAAGAUUAUGCAGCAAUAGGAGAAGCAGCUGGACUCCUUGCAGGAGUUUGUGGGCAAUUGGCCACUGAUUGUGUUGCAUUUCCAAUUAGUUUUGACAAGUGGUCAGACAUUCCAACAAGCUUUUUUGAAAAUCAAUGGAAUAUUUUUUUCCUAGCUCGAUUUUGCUUCAAAGUGAGUGAUAACUUGGCCAAACGAUUUUUGCUCCAAUCGCUUGGCAAAAAAUGGAGGGAACAUAGGAUAAAGCUUUGGAAUGAUUUUUAUGAUCCGAGGUUGAGUAAAACCGAGAUCAUAAAUAAUGCACCAGAAGAUAUUGCUCCUGAUCAAUGGGCUUUAUUCGUAGAAUAUCGUUUGAAGCCUGAAACUCAGAAACUUUGUAAGAGGAAUCAAGAAAUUCGGCAAAAACAAAUAAUUCCUCAUACUUCAAGUGCUAAAUCAAUUGCAAGAAGAAGGGCUGAAUUGACGGAAGAGACAGGAAAAGAAGUUAAUAGGGUUCAAAUGUGGGACAUCACUCACAAGAAAAUAGAUGGAAGUUAUGUUAAUGAAAAGGCUAAAGAAAUAGCGGAGAAGAUUGAAGCACAUAGCAGCCAACAACCGAUGGAAUUAACUGUUAAUUCUCCUCUUGAUGCUCUUGGAGUAGUUUUUGGGAGAGAGCACCCUGGCCGUGUUCGAAGUUUAGGUAUGGGAGCUGUUCCAACAAUUGCUUUCAAGAACAACACCACAAGGAUUAGUCAAAUGAAUUUAGGUUCUUCAAAUCAUGUUGGCACAUCAUCUACUUGUCCAAAUGUGCAAGAGGAGUUGGAUACUGUUAAAGCGCAAUUGCAAGCGCUAGUAUCCUAUAUUGCUUCUAAGGAAGGAGGUAAACUUCCAAUACAAUUGGCUGGAAUGUUCCCUACUCAACAAGUUUCACAGGGAUUGGAUCAGGAGAGUGAGAUUCCAUCACCAAAAGAGUUAGGAAGUAGGUCUUCUGGAGCAAGCAAUAAGGAAGCAUGA
Molecule: messenger RNA, 1557 nt
Organism: Arachis stenosperma
Lineage: Eukaryota; Viridiplantae; Streptophyta; Magnoliopsida; Fabales; Fabaceae
Exons: 7
Coding region: 1-1557 (518 amino acids)
Source: RefSeq, a predicted model, not a curated record